AGAAACCGGCGGAGGCACCAAGGCGACGGUGUCAAUACAAAAGCGAUUAAAAAAAACCCUCACGCUCUAAUUAGAUAAAAAUAAAAACAUUAACCGGUUUAUAUUUCAAUAAUUGUAUAAUUUCUACACAGAAAUGUUCGUCCUAAAGAAAAUGGAUAUUCUUUAGUCGAGGGUGAAUCAGGUCGUUAACACCCUGCUACUGGCACACAUCUGGGACAACCCCUUCUGUUUACCUCCUUGGUUGGCACAGCACAUGUGUUUUUCAUGAAGAGAGAAGACAGACCCGAAGGAUACAGGCAAAUGCGGCCCAAGACGUUCCCGGCGAGCAACUACAGCGGCAACAGUCAGCAGAUGAUGUUGCAUGAGAUCCGGGAGAGCCUGCGGAACAUCUCGCAGUCCCGGCCCUCGGAUGCUCUCAAGGUAGAGGCCCAAGGUCGCAGCACCAACCAUAAGAACCCCCACCACAAAGCCCUGCAGGAGAUCCGCGAGUCACUCAAGCCCUUUAAAAACGCCCCCGAGGUCAACGUUCAGAUGCUGCAGGAGCUGUUGGCUGCAGGGUUUGAAGAGGAGAUGGUGAUCUGGGCUCUAAAGCAGACCAACAGUCGCAGCUUGGGGGCAGCUUUGGAGUACAUCAGUAAGAUGAACCACCAGGACCCGGGGAGAGACCAGAUGGGAGGUGCAGCAGCACGCACAGCUAAUACAGCUAUCAAAGCAGCUGGCCCCUCACCCAUUCAGCAGCCAGUUCUGCGGCGGCCAAGCUGGAAGGGCUCCAAGGAAUCUUUGGCCCCUCAGCGGCACAGCGGUCUGUACCGCUCAAACAGCCCCAGCCCUCAGCCUGACCUCCCUCGACCUUCGACUUUUCCCCAGGGUCACGCAGCUGGAGUUGGUGGUCAGCGGGUAAAUCCUCCACCUUCCUCAUGGGAUUCAAACCCUGUUACCAAACGCUACUCUGGGAACAUGGACUACCUCGCACCUCGCAUCUCACCCAUCCCCCAGGGGCCAUGGACCGAGAGUUACGCAAACCCUCCUGCCCAGGCGCAGCGGGGCAUCAGCCCUGUGCCCAUGGGGCGCCAGCCCAUUAUAAUGCAGGGAUCCGGAGGAAAUAAGUUUAACUUCCCUCCCUCCUGGCCCCAGAAUGGCUCUGCACCAGUGGACUAUGGCAUGGGCAUGGUGGGAAGCAGCAGGCAGCCUCCACCUCCCCCUCCAUACCCUCUAGCUCAGGCGAGUGGGCACAGUCCUACGGCGCAGCAGAUGCAGGUGCCCAACCGCAACAGUCACAACCUGGAGAUGUAUAACCUGGGGGUCCUUGCCCAGUCUAGACCUUCAUCACAACCUACUUCUUCCUCUGGAAAUGGCAACAGUCCAGAUAUUCCUUCCCCAUCUUGGCCUCACAACAUGCCAGCACGCUCUAACUCGUUCGCUAAUGCUGCACCAGGCACACGUCAGUGCUCACCGGCAGCCAGCUCGCAGCCUUCCGCUACCACUGUCACAGCCAUCACACAGGCACCCGUCUUACAGCCAGUCAAGAGCACACGUGUUCUCAAACCUGAGCUGCACACAGCUGUCGCACCAACGCACCCACCUUGGCUUCAGCAGCAGCAACAGCCACCACCUCCACCCUCUCCAUAUCAGGAAUCUUCCAUGCCUGCAUUGGCCGUGUCCCAGAUGCCAGUCUCAGAGGUACCCAGCUACCAAGGCCCCCCACCUCCAUACCCCAAGCAUCUCCUGCAGCAGCAGCCACCUGCUUCAUGCUCUGCAUACAUGAAGGAAGACGAGGGUGCCGAAGACGAGACAGACAAUGCCAGUACUUGCUCCAGUGAACGUACAGAUGGCUUAGAGACCGUUGCGUGCAGCACAGAGCGGGAAAAGAAGCAGAUCACCACGUCUCCGGUACCGGUGCGGAAGAACAAACGGGACGAAGAGCGCCGGGGGGAGGGAAGGGUGCAGCUUUACUCACCGCAGGCCUUCAAGUUCUAUAUGGAGCAGCAUGUGGAGAACAUUCUGAAGAACCACCAGCAAAGAAUACGUCGCCGAAAGCAACUGGAGAACGAGAUGCAGCGGGUCGGUUUGUCCGAGGACGCCCAAGAGCAGAUGCGCAUGAUGCUGUCGCAGAAAGAAUCCAAUUACAUCAGACUGAAGCGUGCCAAAAUGGAGAAAUCCAUGUUUGAAAAGAUCAAGACACUGGGCGUGGGUGCAUUCGGUGAGGUGUGUCUGGCACGCAAAGUAGACACGGGUACACUGUAUGCCAUGAAGACACUGCGCAAGAAGGACGUGCUCCUCAGGAACCAGGUGGCGCACGUCAAGGCCGAGCGGGACAUCUUAGCCGAGGCGGACAACGAAUGGGUGGUGCGGCUUUAUUACUCCUUCCAGGACAAGGACAACCUGUACUUUGUCAUGGACUACAUCCCCGGUGGUGAUAUGAUGAGUCUGCUGAUCCGGCUAGGCGUGUUCACCGAGGAGCUGACGCGAUUCUACAUCGCAGAGUUGACCUGCGCCGUCGAGAGCGUGCACAAGAUGGGCUUCAUUCACCGCGACAUCAAGCCAGACAACAUCCUGAUAGACCAAGAAGGCCAUAUCAAGCUCACAGAUUUUGGCUUGUGCACAGGUUUCCGCUGGACCCACGACUCCAAAUACUACCAGAGCGGUGAUCAUGUGAGGCAGGACAGUAUGGAUUUCAGUAAGGAGUGGGAGGACCCGUCGAACUGUCGCUGUGGAGAUCGGCUCAAACCGCUGGAGAGGCGGGCGGCGAGACAACAUCAGCGCUGCCUGGCACACUCCUUAGUUGGCACACCAAACUACAUCGCCCCAGAGGUGCUCCUGCGCACAGGUUACACACAGCUCUGUGACUGGUGGAGCGUGGGCGUGAUUCUGUACGAGAUGUUGGUCGGACAGCCUCCUUUCCUGGCUACGACUCCUCUGGAGACUCAAAUGAAGGUGAUAAACUGGCAGACGGCUUUGCACAUCCCUGCUCAGGCCAAGCUGAGUGCCGAAGCGUCCGAUCUGAUUGUAAAGCUGUGCCGCGGGCCCGAGGACCGGCUGGGCAAGAACGGGGCUGAUGAGAUCAAAGCGCAUGCCUUUUUCAGGAGCGUGGACUUCAGCGUGGACAUGCGGCAACAGCCACAUCCGCCGCCCCACGUGCCCAAGAUCGCCCACUGUACAGACACGUCUAACUUCGACCCCGUGGACCCAGACAAGCUCUGGAGCGACGAUGGCAACCACAAUGACACUCUGAGUGCCUGGUUCAGAAAUGGCAAGCACCCAGAGCACGCUUUUUAUGAAUUCACCUUCCGCCGCUUCUUUGAUGACAACGGCCACCCGUACAGCUGCCCCAAGCCCAUUGACUAUGAGGACUCUGGAGAGGAGGAAGGGGAGGAGCUCCAGAGACAAGCCCAUGGACAGGGACGGGGCCUGGUCUAUGUUUAGCAUUUUUAAUUACACUACAUGGAAAAGCAUCACUAUUAUUAUAUGUCAGAGCAGGGAUGGGACCUGGUGGGACCUCUGUGUGUGUGUGUGUGUGUGUGCGCGCGCGUGUGUGUGUUUUUGUGUUAGUCUUUCUGUGUGUGUGUGUGUGUGUUUGUUUGUGUUAGUCUUUGUGUGUGUGUGUGUGUGUACAGAAUUUUCUGAAUAUAUAGACUGGAUAUUGUUGUGUGUGUGUGUGUGUGUGUGUGUGUGUGUGGUUGUGUUCAGCCUCCCACCUGUUUGUAGAUGUACGUUUUUAAGGCUGCGGUUGUGUAUAAUUUAUUCCAUGUUCACGUUGCACUUUGAUCAGUGCUGUUUGAACAAACAAGGAUUUAAAUGAAAAUCUGUUCUGAUGCCGUUUAAAGCCUUAAUUUAUUAAAACCCUUGAGGACUCUAGUGGAAAACACUAGCAAUUAUGCCUUCUUCACCAAUGUCAUGUUAAUUUAUGAUCGAGGAGAUCAGGGAUCGAUGAAAUCAUUAACUCUUUCUGUCGCUGUGCCUUUUAUUUUACACUCUUUCACCAAAAACACGAGGGGAAGUAGAAUGUUAGCCAGUCAAGUGAACUGACACUAGAUUAUCCAUAGAGCGUUCUGUGAAUUGUAUUAUUAGCAUUUUGUGUAUUUUCUAAUUUAUACACUUGAAUGUAUUUAUAAAUGAUGUACUUUUUUUUUUUUUUUUUUUUGUUCAAUUGUGUUGGUGUAGGAAAUAAAUCCAAG
Messenger RNA from Tachysurus vachellii, 4175 nucleotides. It is a transcript of the gene lats1, whose product is annotated as large tumor suppressor kinase 1. Bases 265 to 3423 code for a protein of 1052 amino acids. The transcript has 8 exons. The record is from RefSeq and is a predicted model, not a curated record. Gene Ontology annotation, biological process: peptidyl-serine phosphorylation; G1/S transition of mitotic cell cycle; regulation of organ growth. Lineage: Eukaryota; Metazoa; Chordata; Actinopteri; Siluriformes; Bagridae. Gene Ontology annotation, molecular function: protein serine/threonine kinase activity; ATP binding; protein binding.